GUUCCUUGAGAGAUCACGUGUGUUUGUGACUUUGUGAGUACCAAGGCCGCUAAUAUCAUAUCCAUAGCCAAGUUCUGCGCUGACGUCAGCGAAAUUAAGUGUUUGCAAAUAAAGGAAAUGGCUGACAAUGUGGACGAUCAAAGUGUGCUGUGUAUCAAAACAGUGGUUCUGACAAUCGUCAAAGACGCCUAAAACCGUUCGUUUUUCCAAUUGGACAAUGAUGAUCGAGUUGUCAUUUCGUUAAGUGAUAACGUUGAUAUCAGUCAAUCUAAAAAUACAGUGUUGACGUUGCGAAUUUCUUGAAAAUGCUGUACAUUUAAGUUUUGCACAAAGUCAACACUUUCAUUGGUGCAAGUGUUCCGUUCUGGUUUCCUAUUGGUGUAGGAAAUUGAUUGAAUGUAUUCAUGUGACCUUUAAUAAACCUGGUUUAUUGUUUCACAUAUUUUGUGAUUUAGCAUAAAAUUGUUCGGUUUGUUUUGUUAUCAAGUGCUUUCUCGUUUAUUGUGCCGUGCUUGUAAGUGGACGUUGACGAGUGACAUUGCCAGUGAGGUUCGUGAGAGGCUAUCGAAGGGAUCCAAAACAUUGAGUCAUGCUGAUGGUCUGAUUGUUAUGGUGGAUUUUUCAUUGACUCGACACGGGAUUUGAACUUUUAUCCUUGGUCACUACUAGUCAUGAGUGAUUUUACGAGGAAUUAUUUUGUCGAUCCUGGAAUAACAAUCAAAGAAGAACCCUUACGUGAAGAACCGUCAAUAAUGAACACUUCAGCUAGUGUCCCUAUUCCAUCACGCCGAAUAAUGGAAAUAUCCGAUUACAGAGAUUUUGGAAUCGAUUUAGAUAAUUCUCAAUCGCCACUUUACCCAGAUAGUACGUUAGGAAAUGUACAAACCCCUGACGGUUUUGAAACUACAUCAGUGUGGAGCAAUCGCCUGAUAAUCAACGAUGAAUCGAUAAAAACAGAAGCUUUGAUCCACAUGGACGACGACGAUAUAUUCCAAGUGGACAAAGCCGACCUUAUUCAAGGGCCUACUCUCGCCGAACUAAACGCAAACGACGACACUCUCCUAGGUGAUCUAAAUUUCGACGAUUUACUUCUGCCGGAGGAAACUUCGUACCUGAAUAUGUCCCAAAAAAUGUCAACGGCAUUUGUCCAAAAUUCAAACCACCUCAACAACAACAGUCCAAUCGUCACAGCUUCCUCGUCGUGCCCCCAACCCAGUAUGUUUCUCUACAGAGACCUUGAUCUACCAAUCACAUCGAACAACUUCGAUAUGUACACCUCGAAGACACCCGUUUCAGCAUUCAGCCCCGUGAGUCAGAGUUCGAAUUCGCCCCAAUUGCAGUCGUCGCCCCUUCAUGUCGGCUCGCAGAAACACAGUACUUUACACGAGUUGUUAAUGAAGAGAGAGAAUUACAUUUCGCCAGAUCGAGGGGUGGCUCCUGGAGUUCAAAAAAACACGCCGUCGUCGUCGCCCAAUGUGAGAAUGCCGAGGAGCCACACGUCGAGGUUGUCGUCUUCGGCUCCGACCCAUGUGGGAUUUGCCGAUAUUUGGCAAAGGAGGGAGCCGAGGAAGCAUUUGCUGUCGACGGGGUCGUUGGCGGAAGCCGGAUCGACUUCCUCGAUUUCCACGGGAGGAAUUUUGAGUCCGGAUCCGCAGGAUUUCUCCCAUGAUGAGUUUGAUACGGAUGAGGAGAGCGAUGGGGAUCAUCAUUAUGAGGAUGUCUCGUCGGAAAUAGAUUCCGAUGACGACGAACAUGUGCCUAAACACUCAAACAGCAAGAAAGAAAGGUAUUUCUGGCAAUACAACGUUCAAGCAAAAGGCCCCAAAGGGCAACGUCUGGUAAUGAAAUGUAAAAUGGAAGAUCCACACGUCCUUAACGAAGUAACUGAUCCAGUUUUUAGCCCUGAUUGUUCUGUUAGAGGUAUAAAACAUAGCGGAAAAGCGCGUAAAGGAGAUGGCAACGAUCUAACGCCGAACGCGCGAAAACUUUUUAAUAUUGGGAAAGAACUGGAUAAGUUAGGACGGACUAUUAACGAUAUGACGCCCGUUAGCGAAUUACCAUUUAAUGUGAGACCGAGGUCAAGAAAAGAGAAAAAUAAAUUGGCGUCCAGAGCUUGCCGUUUGAAGAAAAAGGCGCAGCAUGAAGCGAAUAAAAUAAAAUUAAACGGACUUGAACAUGAACAUAGGAACAUUCUACAUGGAAUUUCGCAGUGUAAGGAUUUGAUGAUGGCUAAGCUACAACAACAGUCACCUGAAAAACAGGAUGAAUUGUCGGCGAGGAUUGAAAAUAUUUUUAAAGCUGCAACAAGAUUGAAAGUUGCAGGAUUUACCACAGACUACGUUAAUAAGAUUCUAGAAAAGAUAAACAAAGGACAGCCUGUGACAGGAUUAGAAGAUAAUAUUUAAGUAUAACCAAAUCUGUAAUUGAAUCUCUAUAUCGCAUUUUAGAUUUAAGCAAAAAAUAUAUUUUUAAUUAAUAAUCAUAUUUAUGUAAUUUAAUUUGAUUACAAAUUAUUGUUUUAUAAUUACAUGUAGGUACAUUUUUUACAUUUUAUGUUGGUAGGUCGAUGAGACAAGAUGCAGUGUUUUGUUAUAGUUCCUACUAGAUUAUAUUGUUUUCUAUUAUUACAUUUAAAUACUUACUAAAAUAAAUAUUAAAGUUGUUUUACGGACAAUUGGAAUAUAAUUCUAAAUUCUUGUUAUUUUCAUUUGUUUCAGACAUCACUUUUGUUACCGGUUUUUUUGUUGUUUGCAAAAGUUGCAUGUUAUAAAAUGUUUUAAUUGUUUGCAUGUAAAAUUAUAUUAUCAUAAAUGUUGAUAAUUGUACAACUUUAAUAAGAUGUUGCAUGUAGAUUAUAAAAAUUUCGAAAGUAACGAUUACUGUAUUGCGCUUAAUAUGAAAGAAGUUGGUAUUUUACUUGGCAAUUAUUGAAGUAAACUAAACCAAAUUGACAGUGAAGUGAAUCGGCAGUUAUUUUUAUUUAUAAACUCUAUUAGAUCAUUAGUUUUUAGGGUAGAUUAAAGGUGUUUCUUAGUAAACAGUUAGCGACCUGCGUAUUUCUGUGCUUUUCAAACAAUUCUAUGUAAAGAGAAUACAACUAUUUUUGAAAUCAUUUUGGAACGACUACUAUAUUUUUGUAAAUCUUGUAAGCACACCAAUGAAUCGUUGAGAAUUGUGAUUAGAUGAUAAUGUGUUCAGUUUGUGAUAAGCUUUCUUUAUAAUGAUGUAAAUAUAAUGCAAAAGUGAGCUCAAUGUAAUCAGGUAUUUACAUUAAUCCAUAGGUUUUAUAAAGUGACAGAAUUUACAUGUAAGGGUUAGAAAAUAGGUUUAUUUUGAUAAAAGGGCUGUGUUUUAGGGUAUAAUUAUUUGCGUGUGAGCCAAGUAAAAUACAUUUGAUAUGAUGAUUGACAGUAUCACAAAAUAUUGGUCUAGUUUGUUCGAGAGUUGGUUUAAGCCUGUGAUGGCCAUAAAUAUAUUUUUUCAUGGAAUGCAGAUGAUUUAUCCAAAGUUUCGUGAUGGUUUUUAUACUUGUAGUUGUAAAUAUUGCCAUGCUUCGAUUUCUGUUUUGUAUUUUCAUAGUUACAGUUUACGUUAAUUUAUUUCUAUCGGUUAAGUUUGUAACUCUGUCGAUUUUUGUUUAAUGUUUAAAUAAUAAUAAAUGCUAUUUAUAAUUA
Messenger RNA from Tribolium madens (black flour beetle), 3674 nucleotides. It is a transcript of the gene REPTOR, whose product is annotated as protein CREBRF homolog. The record is from RefSeq and is a predicted model, not a curated record. Gene Ontology annotation, biological process: response to unfolded protein; regulation of transcription by RNA polymerase II. The coding region runs from base 672 to 2405 and encodes 577 amino acids. NCBI's taxonomy places the organism in Eukaryota, Metazoa, Arthropoda, Insecta, Coleoptera, Tenebrionidae. Gene Ontology annotation, cellular component: nucleus. Gene Ontology annotation, molecular function: DNA-binding transcription factor activity, RNA polymerase II-specific; RNA polymerase II transcription regulatory region sequence-specific DNA binding. The transcript is spliced from 5 exons.